AUGGCAUUCCACAUUGGUGUUUUUGUUGGAAGUCUUGUAUUACCUCAAAUUUGUAAGUGCCUCAAAAAAUCAAAAUAUGUUUUGUUGUUUUGUGGUAUUGUUGAAUCAGGAAUAUUGUAUGCUAUAUUUGGACUUGGUAACAGAUUAAGUUUUAUUGCAGUUCUUUCUCUCUUCGGUACAUUUGGUAUAUUUACAAGACCAAACAUUGCAAUUGCUUAUCCUCUUUUGCAUACUUAUUACGAACCAGAAUUAGCUGGUACGGCUACUGGAAUUGCCAACUUCUGUACAAGUUUCACAACUUCUAUUAGUAUUCAGAUUUCUUCAUCGAUCAUUGCACAUUACGGUCAUACUGAUAGCACCAGUGGUCAUGUUUAUACAUGGAAAGGAUAUCAAUAUGGACUUUGGCUGAUUCAUUCCAUUGAAGGAACUUUAGCUAUUCUUUUUGCAAUAUUCAUUAAAGAUGGAGACUCACAAUGCUGCAAGAAGAAGAGACAGAAACUCGAAUCCGCCAUGGAGUCUACAGAAGGAACUUUAACUGCACCUCUUAUAGUAUAA
Molecule: messenger RNA, 555 nt
Organism: Trichomonas vaginalis G3
Lineage: Eukaryota; Parabasalia; Trichomonadida; Trichomonadidae
Product: Major Facilitator Superfamily
Exons: 1
Coding region: 1-555 (184 amino acids)
Source: RefSeq, a predicted model, not a curated record